Eptesicus fuscus (big brown bat) is the source of this 1398-nucleotide messenger RNA. RefSeq names its product shisa family member 9 (gene SHISA9). NCBI's taxonomy places the organism in Eukaryota, Metazoa, Chordata, Mammalia, Chiroptera, Vespertilionidae. Bases 1 to 1398 code for a protein of 465 amino acids. Gene Ontology annotation, biological process: regulation of AMPA receptor activity; regulation of short-term neuronal synaptic plasticity. The transcript has 5 exons. The record is from RefSeq and is a predicted model, not a curated record. Gene Ontology annotation, cellular component: postsynaptic density; AMPA glutamate receptor complex; dendritic spine membrane.
AUGUGCGGCCCGCGGCGGCUCCCAGCCCCCGGCAGCAGCCUCGGCAGCUUCGGCCGCGCUUCGAGAGGCGGCUGCAGCGGCUCCAGCGGCGGCCAAACGGCCGAGCCCGGGCUGGGAGACACGAUGCGCCGCGUCCUUCGGCUGCUCCUCGGCUGCUUCCUCACCGAGCUGUGCGCCCGCGUGUGCCGGGCGCAGGAGCGAGCGGGGCACGGGCAGCUGGCGCAGCUGGGUGGCGUGCUGGUGCUGACGGGGGGCAACCGCUCCGGGGCCGCCUCCGGGGAGGCCGGAGAGGGUGCGGGUGUCUCGGACGCGCCUCCGACCCGGGCGCCCACGCCGGACUUCUGCCGGGGUUACUUCGAUGUCAUGGGCCAGUGGGACCCGCCGUUCAACUGCAGCUCGGGCGACUUCAUCUUCUGCUGCGGGACUUGUGGCUUCCGGUUCUGCUGCACGUUUAAGAAGCGGCGCCUGAACCAGAGCACCUGCACCAACUACGACACUCCGCUCUGGCUCAACACCGGCAAGCCCCCCGCGCGCAAGGACGACCCCCUGCACGACCCCACCAAGGACAAGACCAACCUGAUCGUUUACAUCAUCUGCGGGGUGGUGGCCGUCAUGGUGCUCGUAGGCAUCUUCACCAAGCUAGGACUGGAGAAAGCGCACCGACCCCAGAGGGAGCACAUGUCCAGGGCCCUUGCAGAUGUCAUGAGGCCGCAGGGCCACUGCAACACCGACCAUAUGGAGAGGGACCUCAACAUCGUGGUCCACGUGCAGCAUUAUGAGAACAUGGAUACCAGAACCCCCAUAAAUAAUCUUCACUCUAGCCAGAUGAACAACGCAGUGCCCACCUCCCCUUUGCUGCAGCAGAUGGGCCAUCCGCAUUCGUACCCCAGCCUGGGCCAGAUUUCCAACCCCUAUGAACAGCAGCCUCCUGGCAAAGAGCUCAACAAAUACGCCUCCUUGAAGGCCGUCGGAAGUUCUGAUGGUGACUGGGCAGUGGCGACACUUAAGUCACCAAAAGCCGACAAGGCCAAUGACGACUUCUACUCCAAGCGCCGGCACCUGGCCGAGCUGGCGGCCAAGGGGAACCUCCCUCUGCACCCCGUGAGAGUGGAGGAUGAGCCGCGGCCCUUCAGUCCCGAGCACGGCCCCGCCAAGCAGAACGGACAGAAGUCUCGCACCAACAAGACAUCCUCACACCCCCUGGCCUACAACUCCAACACCAACUUCAAGGGCUGGGACACCGGCGAGCAUUCUCUCCGGCGGCAGGCUUACGGCAGCAAGGGCAAGCUGGGCACUGCCGAGUCGGGCUCCAGCGACCCCCUGGGAACUCGCCCCCAGCACUACCCACCCCCACAGCCCUACUUCAUCACCAACAGCAAAACAGAAGUGACUGUCUGA